Molecule: messenger RNA, 1014 nt
Organism: Humulus lupulus (European hop)
Lineage: Eukaryota; Viridiplantae; Streptophyta; Magnoliopsida; Rosales; Cannabaceae
Exons: 3
Coding region: 186-785 (199 amino acids)
Source: RefSeq, a predicted model, not a curated record
GAGCCAACUUCAUUAUUUUUAAGCUCACACCCAACUAACUCUAUUUACAUUUUUUUAUAUAUCUCUCUCUCUCUCUCUCUUUUCAAAAUAUGUGUUUACAUAUGUACUGAAAAACAGAAAUGAGAUUCUCUGAUGAAUGACAGUGUAUCUUAUGAAUUUUAUUCUUCUUUCUUUGGAGUUUAGAGAUGGGCAAUUGUGUUCCAGUUCUGAGGAUCCAAGACUCCACAAAAUCCAAAUGCUUGAGCCACCCAGUAGUCGAAACAUCGGUUCAGGAAAUCUCUAUCGAGUCCCAGCACCAAAAACCAGAAGAGCUCUGUGUCAAGCCCCAGAAAGCUAGUUUUCCAAAACAAAGUAGCACGGAAGAGAUGUUUUUUGAUUCUCAAGCCUGGUUAGACUCUGAUUGUGAAGACUAUUACAGUGUCAAUGGCGAUAUUACCCCAUCUUCUACUAAUGAUACUCCAAUCCAAAAGAGCAGAGCAGAAGAGACUCCUCAACAAGAUAAAUCCUUUCACAAAGAAGAUACAAAGAUCAACUCCAUGCACAGACCCUCUCAUAACAAGCUUCUGUUUGAGUUGUUUCGUGAGAGUUUUAAUAGUAAUGAUGGCAACCAUGAUGAGAUCAAACCUUCCAACUCCGCCAAUAAAAGCUCACGUUUAUCUGUAGUAAACACUAGUACUGUUCACAUUCCCAGGAAAAAAAAAACCACACAGCCUGUUAGAUGCUGCCUCCCAAAUCUGGUACGAAGUAUGAGCACUAAUGAGAGUAAGACUCUUACUCCAUCUUAGAAUUAAUGGUGUGGAUUGAAACCUGACAAAGUUUUUUUCUGUAAAAAAGUUUUCAAUUGGAUUAUUACAACGUCAUAAGUGGAGUCAAAUUGGUUUUUCAUUAGUUACUUUUUUUUUUUGGCUUUUCCAGGUUUAUUGUAUUUAUUUAUGGAUGAGAAGAGUUUUUCUAACUCGACAUGUAGUGUUGAGGAUAUGUAAAUCAUAAACAGCAGUUUAUAGUUUAUACUUA